AGAUCGUCUGCUCAGGAGUCUACAGUGUUAUUGGAGGGAACAACAGGAUCUGCUCUGCUGAAGAAAAGAAUGAUCUCCAAUUUUCUUCCACAAACACAUAAAGAAAAGUCACCAAGAGGAGUACGUCACAGUGUGGAAAUUUGGAGAGAUCACUUGUGAGAAAAUGGUAUUCAGAAGUCCCUGUACUCCGGAAACGUCCUCUGCUAAUCUCCAAACUGACACAUCUAGCAAACAAACCCCAAAAAAUAGAGGCAAAGAAGAAACUCACCACUGCUUAGACUGCGGGACAAAAUUUAAUAGACUGAGUAAUCUCCAAAGACACCAGCGCAUUCACACAGGCGAGAAGCCGUAUCAGUGCUCAGUGUGCGGUCAGAGUUUUAUUGUACAGAGUAAUCUCCGAAUACACCAGCGCACUCACACAGGAGAGAAACCCUAUCAGUGCACGGAUUGUGGGAGGAGUUUUGCAAGACAGAGUCAUCUCCAGGAACAUAAGGUCAUUCACACAGGAGAGAAACCGUAUCACUGUUCAGAGUGUGGAAAGAGUUUUAGAAAGAGUCGUGCUCUCAGAAAACACCAGUUCGUUCACUCAGGAGUAAAACCGUAUCACUGCUCAGAGUGUGGACACAGCUUUAUUGCACUUAGUAAUUUUCAAACACACCAGCUCAUUCACACCGGAGAGACACCGUAUCAGUGCUCAGAGUGUGGGAAGAGUUUUACUAGACAGGAUACUCUCCAACGGCACCAGCGCAUUCACACAGGAGAGAAACCCUAUCAGUGCACAGAUUGUGGAAAGAGUUUUAGAGAGAGUGGUACCCUCCGAAAACACCAGCGCAUUCACACAGGAGAAAAACCACAUCACUGCUCAGAGUGUGGGAAGAGUUUUACUUCACGGAGUAUUCUCCAGAUUCACCAGCGCGCUCACACAGGAGAGAAACCGUAUUAUUGCUCGGAGUGUGGGAAGAGUUUUACUGUACAGAGUAGUUUACGAGCACACCAGCGCAUUCACACAGGAGAGAGACCGUAUCAGUGCUCAGAGUGUGGGAAGAGUUUUAAUCAUCAGGGUACUUUUCAUGAACACAAGCAAAUUCAUACAGGAGAGAAACCUUAUCACUGUUCAGAAUGUGGAAAGAACUUUAGAAGCAGAAGUACCCUCAAUAAACACCAGCGCGUUCACACAGGAGAAAAACCUCAUCACUGCUCAGACUGUGGAAAGAGUUUUGCCUCACGGAGUCAUCUCCAAAUUCACCAGCGCAUUCACACAGGAGAGAAACCGUAUCAGUGCUCACAGUGUGGGAAGCGUUUUAGGGACAGUGGUGACCUCACAAAGCACCAGCGUAUUCACACAGGAGUAAAACCGUAUCACUGCUCAGAGUGUGGGAAGGGUUUUACUAGAACAAAUUAUCUCAAAAAACAUCAGCUCACUCACACAGGAGUGAAGCAAAAUCUGCAAUAAUUGCUCAAACUAUAGGAGAGUACCUUCAUUCAUUUGGAUUUGAAGAUACCGAAGUGCUUUAAGAAAGAGAUGUUUGCUGUGUGGUGCAUGAAUCUAAGCCUGCCAUGUCCUCUUCACUUUAACUUGGUCUUCUUCUGGUGGUGACAGAGGGAGGAAAGCAGGUUACUGGGUAUAAGUGCUAGAAACCUCUCUCCAGUAGCCUCCACAUGGACAAAAGAACAUAUGCUCUCCUUAAUAGUUCUCUGAUAAAGAACAACAUUUAUGGUUCUUCAAAUUAGCAAAAAUGUCCCAGGACAGCAGAACAUCUACACAUCUUCACAUUACCCCUGCCAUAUUUGAAUGUUUGCUUUAUGUUGAGGAUUGUGAAAAACAGAACUUGUUUUAUGGCAGAUAUAAAGGGACCUGACUUGUCCAACAAGUUACACUUCAGACUGAUAUGUUCGCAGGACAUCAUCCCAAAAGGUUUUAGGGAAACUUGACAGGCUGGCCACUCCUGAAGAGAUUCACCAGUGUUCCUAUGGUUCUUAAUUGGUAGAUGAUGGCUCUGACUGUGGUUUGAUUCUGUCCUAGACCCUUAGCAUUGUUUUGUAACAAAUUCUAGAGUGAUAUUUCAGCAGCUUGUUUUUUCAUUUGGUUUUAGAUUUGACAUGAUCCACAGCAUUCCACUUACUCACUCAAACCACUCCGUGGGUGGUUUGAAUGGCUGGCCCCAAGCUUAGGAAUCUCUUGGAUAUCCCAAAAAAACAAAGGUGUAAAGAAGGCCAUACAGAAGGCCCUCUUUCACUUUGAUUAUAUUGUUUGAGGUAGAUUUUUUGUAAUUGAUUGUGGUCUCAGUGUUCAUUUAAUUUAAUUUAACAAUCUACUUAACAAAAAACGUGUUAUUGUUAAAUCUAAUUUGUACAAAAUAAUAUGUUGACAUUUCUGUAAUUUGUCUGUAUAAGUGUGAUAUUCAACAUAAACACUUUAGUGAUCUCCUGGAAGUUGAGCUUAGAUUGAUUGUCUCUUGAAUGUGCUGUUCAUUCUGACCUCUCACAAGUUUGGCUGUCCUUUUGUGAAAGACAGAGCAAGGACAUUUAGCAGUAAAAACUGUCAUCUGCUUUGAACUUAUUAUUCCACUAACUAAUUAUUUGAUCUAUGAGCAGAAAAGAAAGAAGAGUUUUUUUUUCUCUGUAGGAUAUUUAGCUAUGGUAUGCUUUUAAAAACACUGUCAUUCUUUUAUUUUAAUUUUAAUGAGUAAUUUUUUAAAUAUUUGUCUUCAGCUUUCCAAAACCUAUUUUUACAUAAGUUCUUUGAAUAAAUCUACCGAAGACA
This is a messenger RNA of Colossoma macropomum (tambaqui), 2764 nucleotides long. Its product is annotated as zinc finger protein 665-like. The transcript is spliced from 3 exons. Gene Ontology annotation, molecular function: RNA polymerase II cis-regulatory region sequence-specific DNA binding; DNA-binding transcription factor activity, RNA polymerase II-specific. Gene Ontology annotation, biological process: regulation of transcription by RNA polymerase II. Lineage: Eukaryota; Metazoa; Chordata; Actinopteri; Characiformes; Serrasalmidae. The record is from RefSeq and is a predicted model, not a curated record. Bases 164 to 1453 code for a protein of 429 amino acids.